AGUCUCCUUAAUACAUUGCGAGUCUCAAAGUUGCAUCUCGUGGCCAUAGUAUUUUGUAGGGUUAGGGUUUGCAGGGAAGAAGCAAUUGAGGAAGGAGGUUGGAGCAGCGAAGAUUCCGAUGGCGUGGAACGAGCCGUGGAGGGUGUUUUUGAAGAGAGAAUUCAACAGGAACUGGCCAUUCCUCGUUGGGUUCGGCAUUACCUUUGGCCUCGUCACCAAACUCUCUCUUAGCCUCACCGAGGAGGAUGCGAAAAAAUCUCCUUUCGUGCAGCGUCAUGGAAAAUGAUGAAGAACAGACCGGGCGGAUUUCACUGGAUUUUGUGUGCCUGGUUUGAUAGUUGUGUUUUCUAUUCCGUGGAAGUUGGAAUUGAAGUUUUUGAAUUAGUUCAGAAAUUUGCUUCUCUUCUUCAAUGGAUCAAAUAAAAUGGUGAUUUAAGGUCUCAUUUAUGUCAUGGUAGUCGUAAUUUCUUACAAGAAAACAAGGGCGACAAUGAUUUGACAAAUUUUGAAUUGCGUAAUAAAAUACAUUUAGUUUUUCA
Cryptomeria japonica (Japanese cedar) is the source of this 539-nucleotide messenger RNA. RefSeq names its product ATP synthase small subunit 6, mitochondrial. Bases 119 to 286 code for a protein of 55 amino acids. The record is from RefSeq and is a predicted model, not a curated record. NCBI's taxonomy places the organism in Eukaryota, Viridiplantae, Streptophyta, Pinopsida, Cupressales, Cupressaceae. The transcript has a single exon.